AUGAGGAACCAACUGUCGUUCAUCGCCUUUGCGGCGGCACUCACUCCGCGCUCACUCGCUCAAUUUCCACCAGCACCUCAAGGAGUUACGCCCGGUCUGUGCGAGGAGACUGAAGGUGUGAAAUCCUAUGCUGGAUACAUCAAGCUUCCGCCAGGGACCCUCGAGGGUGUUGGCCAGGAGCAAGAUUUUGAGAUCAACACAUUCUUCUGGUUCUUCGAGGCCAAGGAGGAUCCAGAGAACGCACCACUCUCUAUAUGGAUGAACGGUGGUCCCGGCAGCUCUUCGAUGCCUGGACUCUUCAAUGAGAAUGGACCAUGCUACAUCAACUCGGACUCAAACUCGACGAGGCCCAGUGAGUGGUCUUGGAAUAACAAAGUCAACAUGCUGUACAUCGAUCAGCCAGUUCAAGUGGGCUUCUCAUAUGACUCGCUGCGGAACGUGACUAGGAACCUACUUGGAAGCACCCAGACUCUGAACGCCUCAUCUCCAAUCCCAGCCCAGAAUGCCACUUUCCAGACCGGCACAUUGGCCAGCGGUGGAAGAAAUACGACGAGCUUUGGAAGUCGCAAUGCAGCUAUUGCUCUAUGGCACUUCUCUCAAGUCUGGUUCCAAGAGUUCCCGGGGUAUCACCCCAACGACGAUCGCAUCAGUAUUGCAACUCAGUCCUAUGGGGGCCGGUACGGGCCCGCCUUUGCCGCUUACUUUCAGGAGCAGAAUGAAAAGAUCGCGAACGGCACUCGGGAUGGGACCGAAGGCGAGAAAUACAUCUUGAACCUGGACACUCUCCUGAUCGUCAACGGGUGCAUUGACCGCCAAGUACAGUGGCCCUCAUACCCGGAGAUGGCGUUCAACAACACGUAUGGCAUACAAACGGUCAACGAGACGGUAUAUCAGAGCAUGGUUGAUGCUUACUACGCGGAAGGAGGCUGCCGUGACAGGAUUGAUGCCUGCCGUGAAAUCUCUGCAGUCUACGACCCAGAUAACAUCGGCAUCAACGCGACCGUGAACAGUGUCUGCCAAGACGCGGAAACAUACUGCACGGAGAAUGUUCGCGAUCCCUAUCUUGAUGUCUCGGGCCGUGAUUACUACGACGUGACGCAGGUCGACCCAACGCUGUUCCCGCCCCCCUUCACAGCCGGAUAUUUAAAUCAGCCCUACGUCCAAUCUGCCCUCGGGGUUCCCUUAAACUGGACGGGUAGCUCGAGCGCGUCGUCCUCCGCCUUCCGCAGUAUCGGAGACUACCCUCGGCCAGGCUGGAUAGAAGAUAUCGCUUACCUCCUCCACAGCGGCAUCAAGGUCUCCCUUAUGUUCGGCGACCGCGACUUUGCAUGCAACUGGAUCGGCGGAGAGCAAGUGGCGCUGGCGAUUCCCUGGGCAGACCAAGAGAACUUUGCCAAUGCGGGCUACGAGCCUCUGCAGACCAAUGCUACUUACGAAGGCGGCCAGGUUCGGCAAUAUGGCAACUUGUCAUUCAUCCGAGUUUACCAGGCCGGACACGCCGUGCCGUCGUAUCAACCGGAAUCCGCGUAUCAAAUCUUCAACCGCGCUCUCUUCAACAAGGACAUCGCGACAGGCCUUAUUGAUACCGCGACGAACCUGACUUAUGCCACAGAGGGGCCUUCCGAUACAUUUGGUGUCAAGAACGAGAUUCCGCCUCAGUACGAAGAUUUCUGUUACGUUCUCGAUCCGAGCACCUGCAGCGACCAGCAGGUUGAAGCUCUGCGGAACGGAACGGCCAUCAUCAAAAAUUACAUCAUGAUUGAACCGGCUUCGCAGCAGGGAGCUGCAAUUGGAUUGAAAGCAAGAGACAUGUAUUGUGCUGGUCUGUUGCUAGGACAUCUUCAACACACUGUUCCUGACACAGUGCCACCGCCCAUAGAGUGUACUAGGAAGAAGAGAAAGUGCAACAAAGAGAUCCCAUGCGCAAGAUGCAGUCGUCUAGGGCUCCAUUGCGACCGCGAGGUUGUCCAUCUGAGGCGCAAUGCCGUUCGACAUAGUGCCGAGAUUGGGUUUCUCGAGACUCUGCGCAGCAUGCUUCAGAGCACCGAUCCCGCUUCGGCGAGGAGGGCAGCUGAUUUGGUAGCAGCUAGACUGGAGGGUCUCCGUUCUGGUUCGGGGCAACGCACUGAGAUCACACAGACAGCGAAUUUGGUUGAGUCCGGGAUCGGACUUGAAGAUGACUCGGGACAAGACGAAGCCACAGGUUCACAUCCCAAAGCUCGCAGUUCGCUCACGGUGACUGCGUUGGAGCACAUGGCAUGGGGUAGAAGCUAUGGAAACUGCUACCCUCAUCUACACUGCAACUGCCAUCAAAGACGAGAUCACACCAUCGAGGCCUCGACAACAGGUCUGUCGCCAUCUCUCGGCCUAUCUGAUCACACUGUCCCAUCUCUUGCUCUCCUCCCUGAGAGAGUCACGGCCGAGAUACUCAUCUCAUUUCACCUGGAGCAUAUAGCAUGGCACCACAACUCCUUACACUGCCCGACGUUUCUGCAGCAGUGCACCACGUUCUGGGCGACCGGCGUAUACGACCAGCCACAGUGGCUUGCGCUGUAUAGCGCGGUGCUCUCCUCGUCGCUCCUGAGUUGGCAGAACAGCUGGAAACAUCGCGAUGCAUACCCGCUCACACUACCGGCCUGUUCGCCUCAAGACUUAUUCAACUUCAUGGUCGACACUUUAUAUAAGGCUCAUUUCCUGCAGGAUGUUUCAAUCUACUCCAUCCAAGCCAUCGUCAUCUCAACCGAAGUAGCUCACAAUCUUGGUCUCAGUCAACUCAACGCUACCUUAUUCAGCGCUGCAAUUCGAAUUGCCGAGUGCCUGGGAAUACACAAGAUCACCAAAUGCAGCCUCGACUUGCAGACUAGAGAAGAAAUAUGGGAUGAUACUCUGCAAAGAGAAGUAGGUCGUAGGGUUUGGCUCCAGAUGGUCAUUCAAGACCACUUUGCAAUUCCCUUUACCGACUCAUACGGCAUCAACCCGUCUCACUAUUCCACUUCUUUCCCCAGAAACGCCAACGAUGCAGACUUAAUAGACGCCCCGGAGGACGUUCUGACGGUAAGUACGUAUACUCGUGUCCUGGGUGGCAUCGCGCAGCUGAUGCCGGAGCUCGCGGACGGGAUGGGACCCUUGAGAGCCCAGAAGCCUGCAAGAGAGCAGUAUGCCCAUGUCCUCAGGAUGGACCAAAAGAUGAGAGAGAAGGUCCAGUCAAUACCGUGUUUUCUUCUACAGAAGGAUGAGCUACUAGAGGGCCAGUGUGCCUGGCUUGGGGUUGCGCGUCAGAGUCUAGCCAUUACCGCCGCUGAAAAGAUUGUCAUGAUCCACCGGCCAUUCCUCUUCCUCUCGUUCCAAUCUGACUCGUACAUCCACACGCGCCGUACCUGCGUUGCAGCAGCAGUCACCAUCCUACGCGAACACAAAAGCAUUGUAGAAUCAGGUGAAGUCUCGCUCUGGACGCACAUCGCCUUCAGCAUCACCGCUGCCAUCAUUCUCUCGUUCGAGGUCAUAUGCGAUCAGAGCAAAGAACGAGACAGGCGACAAGAAGGCUACCUCGACGCGAUUCGCGACGCGCGAGAGCAUCUCCUGGGCCGGACGACGAGUGAUAUCCUAGCACACCGCGGUGUGGUGCUUAUUGAUGCCAUCUUCUCUGAGGUGGGAGGCAUAGAGUCGUUUUCUGAUCAGACACUCGCUGCUAGGCCUGAUGCUAUAAACUUUGAGGAGAUUGCGGCUAGGUUCAAGACCGAUUGGUUUAUCCUUGAUUCUUCCACGGCUGGUCUCGGGCAGUUUGACAUUGCGGAAGAGCAUUUUGCCAUGUCUGGCAAUCCCUCUGAAGAUUUCGACGAUUGGUUCCAACAGAUAUUUCACUCGACCAUAGUUGGAUAA
Molecule: messenger RNA, 3879 nt
Organism: Colletotrichum paranaense
Lineage: Eukaryota; Fungi; Ascomycota; Sordariomycetes; Glomerellales; Glomerellaceae
Product: serine carboxypeptidase
Exons: 6
Coding region: 1-3879 (1292 amino acids)
Biological process (GO): regulation of DNA-templated transcription; proteolysis
Cellular component (GO): fungal-type vacuole
Molecular function (GO): zinc ion binding; serine-type carboxypeptidase activity; DNA-binding transcription factor activity, RNA polymerase II-specific
Source: RefSeq, a predicted model, not a curated record